UCCAGAUGCCCCUUCUCCCAGAAGAAUAGUUAAAGUUACAGAACUGUGGUCAUCUGCUCAGUGCCGUGUCACUUGCUGGUCCUGCACAGAGGAAAAGAGUCAAAUCUCUGGGCAGAGAGGAGUCCCUGGUGGUGAUUUCCCUCAAGGACAUCAACAGGGUCACUCUGCAUGGCCUCCCUUCAGCUUCAGGAGGCGACACCCCAACCCCACCCGAAAUGACAGGCAACUGGGAGUGUGGAGCCUACAGCCCAGAUUUCCAUAUGCCGGGAGAUGCCCAGCCUAGAGGUAAUUACACUCAGUGUCAACAGUGUCUCCACCCUGGAACCGGUGCGCAGCUGCCGGCGCCUGAGCGAGCUGUACCUGAGGAGAAACCGCAUCCCCAGUCUGAACGAGCUGUUCUACCUAAAGGACCUGCCACACCUCAGGGUACUCUGGCUGGCCGAGAACCCGUGCUGUGGCACCAGCCCGCACCUUUACCGCAUGACCGUGCUGCGCAACCUGCCCCACCUGCAGAAGCUGGACAACCAAGCUGUGACCGAGGAAGAGCUGACCCGUGCGCUGAUGGAGGGAGAUGAGAUCACUGCCGCCCCGCGCAGAGAAGGCUCAGGCAAUGGCUGUCCCAAGCCCCCCUACGCCCUCAACUCUGUCAGCUCUGCAACAGAGACCAGCCAGCACCUGCUGAGCUACACAGAGGAGACAGAAGUCCAGGGCCAGACUACCACAGACCAAUCUCCUUCCUUCUCACCAAGGGACACUAUGAGGAGUCACAAGAAUAGGAACAUCCUGACUGCCAUAUUGCUACUGCUGAGGGAGCUGGAUACGGAGGGGCUGGAGGCUGUCCAGCAGACCGUGGGCAGCCGGCUACAGGCGCUGCACAGACCGGAGACCCAGGAAGACAUGGAGUGAUUUCAGACACCCCAGUAUCUGGACCCUGUUAUCUCCUGAGGAAACACAGCUCUACCUGGAAAGCCUUCCUCUUGGAUUCCAACACCAAGUCAAAGCAGGCCCAGUGGCUGCCAGCAAGGCAGACCCCUUCUCCUGUGCUUAGGGCUGGCAAAAAUGCUGCCCACCAGCUUGGUCCCUGGAACUUACCUGCUGAGGCCUCAAAGCUCUGGGCACUGUCUGACCCUUCCUCAAGGGAGGACUGAAGGAGCCAUACCCUCCAAUAAAGCACUUUCUGUUUGGGCUAGAAGGUCUGGGACAGGAAGCAUCUAAGGCCCUGAGUCGAGGUUCAUGUUGUUUCUCCCACUAGGGGGAGCCCUAGUAUCACUAUCAAGUCUACCCUGGGAGACGCCUGUAAUAUCUUAGGGGGCACUAUGUCCCAGCAGUCCUUAGACAUAGCCUGGGAGAAUGGAUUUUUUUUUUUUUCUUUUUUCAGCACAAGACUGAGCAGGACACUGUCCUUUUUCAUUCUUCAUCAGGAGAGGGAUGUCACUUAGGUAGAGUGACCGUUGGGAACAUCCAGGGUGGCUCGUCAUUCUGAGGCACCAGAUGCCAUUGGUAAAGUUGUCUUCGUUAGAGCCAUUAAUUGGGGGAGGCCCUGGAGCUUACCCAGGCAGGGCCACCUUAGUGCCCUGGGGUGAUCUUACAGCUGCCAUAAGAGAAGGAGCCAGGAAAGGCCCCAAGAUUAGCAUAUGUAAGGCAACCUGCGCAAAAAGUCUGGAAGGGCCAAGGGAUGGGUGGGACAUGCCAAAGAAGCCUGCUGCAUGCAUACAGUAGCUGGCUCUGUAGCUGACCUGUAAGGGUCUUAAUGCUGAAGGUUCAGGGCAGCUGGGCCCUUGGCUUUGCUCCACCACUGGCCCACUUACAAACCUGGGAGUAUUUUUUCUCUUAAUAAACUGUUCCUACCA
Messenger RNA from Mus pahari (shrew mouse), 1850 nucleotides. It is a transcript of the gene Cfap410, whose product is annotated as cilia and flagella associated protein 410. Gene Ontology annotation, biological process: cytoskeleton organization. The transcript is spliced from 6 exons. The record is from RefSeq and is a predicted model, not a curated record. Gene Ontology annotation, molecular function: protein binding. Bases 271 to 906 code for a protein of 211 amino acids. Lineage: Eukaryota; Metazoa; Chordata; Mammalia; Rodentia; Muridae.